AUGAGAGUCCCGUUUAGGGUAAACAAAAGAUUGGCUACGCUACAGCUAAAAUACCAACCAAGACCUAUUCGAACUCUUCUGAAAGUUGUCAAGUAUGACAAAUCAGAUAUUAAUUCUGGACCACGAACACUCGAUUCAGUUUUAAGUUUCUUACCAACGUUGAAAGUACGCAAUAAUUAUAAUACAAAUAGUUCAGAAUCACCGGAUUUGUCCAAUCAUUCUAGUAAUGAAAACUGUAAUGUUUUUAUCUGUGUUUCACAAAGAGAUUUCCCAUUAGGAAUACAUCAACGGAUCCUACCGACUCUAGUUUGGAAAGGAAUUGAUCUAAACAAUGUACAUUGGGUACUUACAGAUGCCGACCAAAUCUGCAGUUAUCAUGGUGUUGCAAAAGUUUCACAACAAAACGUGGAAAUAGUAAAGAUGAGAUAUUUAAACGAUUUAAAUACUUACCUGGGGUUCUUCCGUGAUGUCAAAAUUAAGGACGAAAGCGUUGACGUUACCUCAUUAUUUGAGACAUAUCCCAACAGUGAAGAAAUGUUUAGGCCCUUGAAAAAGUACAAGGUUCACAUAUCCAACCUUCACCUCUAUUCUGCAAAACUACCAUGGACCGUUCCAUCUAUAAUGGAAUCAAUAGACUUUGAUUAUUCGGAGAAUUCAAGCAUGUAUGUGAUUGGUCAAACAAAUACGGGCAAAACUUCCUUGGUCAAAGAUAUACUAAGAACUACAAGUGAAUCAAUAAAUUCUGCAAAUCCUGACUGCAUAUCCGAUCACAAUAAAGUGAAGCCGGAACCGUACCCAUUCUCGUCAUCUUUCAACCAUUAUACUACGCCAGGUUUACAGAUAGUAGAUACGCCCGGUUAUGUGAGGAAAAAUGGUGGAAUUUGGGGGCAUGUGAAUAAAUGGGGGGCUGUUUUGUUGCAAAUCAAGAAAGAUUGGAAAGCACCGAAAGUAAAACAGCUGCGUCUAUGUCCUCGUUUUUCCCAGUACACUGGGAAGCCAAAUGUCAACAAUACAGGUUUUUCUAUUGGCAAACUUGUAUAUUUAAAACCGUGGACUAAGGAUAGCCAAGUGCAAAGUAUCAGCGUGAAAGUUGGUAGAAAUAUGCCAGGAUCUAUUAAACCGAUGUGUUUUUCUGAAAUACAAGAGAAACUAGCCAGCAAAGAAGGUAUUAUCAAAGAAAAGCAGUGGGUACGUUAUCUAGUGGAAGGUAACGAUUAUGAAAUUAUUUUGGAUAAUAUCGGUUCCUUCAAAGUGAAGACCCAUUGCGCAAGUAAGGUGUAUUGGGAGAUGAUACUACCGGAACGAGUAAGGGUCCUUUCAAGAUCAUAUGAUAAGGAGAAAGGUGUAUCCUUCUCCACUCUUGUGAGAAUAGAGAGUAAGAUUCCAAUUGCUUUGAAUAAUAUAGAAUAG
Molecule: messenger RNA, 1410 nt
Organism: Pichia kudriavzevii
Lineage: Eukaryota; Fungi; Ascomycota; Pichiomycetes; Pichiales; Pichiaceae
Exons: 1
Coding region: 1-1410 (469 amino acids)
Molecular function (GO): GTP binding
Source: RefSeq, a predicted model, not a curated record